ACCUUAAAAAUUUAUUCACCGUCGGUUUUGACGCACUCACGAGCACAAACAAGUCCGAAGAAAAGGCAGUCAGGGCUUGUAAGAGGGGAGCUUGAAUAGAUGACAAAUUUUUCUGUGUCGACACCUGCGCAAAUUCAAUUAGAUUUCACAAAAACGGACCCACCGAGACUCCGGACUUCCAUGGAUCAAUUUGCCGAGAUGAGCACCUUAGAAGCUGGUGCUACUAUCCCGUCAGUUCCCGUAGGAUUUCAUUCCCAUUUCACAGAGCAUGACAGACCCUCCACAUCCAAUGUUUGUCCCGACAACACCUCGCCAUCUCCCAAACGCUUUGGUGACGAAGAAGCAAAUUUAGGCAAUUUUCAUCGUCUUCGUAACUGUUCAAAAUCACAUUCGACACCUGCAACUUUGAAAUGGUUGGAGGAGAAUUACGAGAUAGCGGAGGCAGUGUGUAUCCCCAGAAGCACCCUCUACUGCCAUUACCUGGACUACUGCGAGACCAACGACACACAGCCCGUCAACGCGGCCAGCUUCGGGAAGAUAAUUCGGCAACAGUUUCCUCAAAUUACAACCCGACGACUUGGCACAAGAGGGCAGUCAAAAUACCACUAUUACGGUAUUGGAGUAAGAGAAACUUCGAAAUAUUUUGAAACGGUGUAUUCGGCCAAAGGGACCCCAAGUUCAAAUGAAGGGAAGAAGGAAAAUGUGAAACAGAUCGUUGCAUAUUCCCCCCGCUCCAAACUCGGAACCUUGUUACCGGAUUUUCCCGACAUCAAAGAUAUCAAGCUGCCAGAUGAUGUACCUGAAGAUAAGGUGCUGACUUUUAUGAUGAUGUACAGAACACACUGUCAGAGAAUCUUAGACACUGUCAUCAGAGCCAAUUUUGAUGAGGUACAGAGUUUCUUGCUACACUUCUGGCAGGGGAUGCCGGAACACAUGAUGACGAUUCUGGACUCGCAGACGACAGUUCUGUUGGUGGGAGUAUGCGACACAAUGCUGUACAAGGCCAUUGCUAAUGUGCUCAUGCCGUCCGUCCUUCAGGCGCUACCUGACAGUUUAAUUCAAGUAAUAAAAAACUUUUCACAACAACUGGACGAAUGGUUGAAGAUUGCAUUGGAUUCUCUACCAAUUGGAAUUAGAGAAGUAAAGUUUGACCUUGCCCGCCGAUUUUCCCAAAUUCUCCGUCGUCAGAUUUCCCUGAAUCACCUGUGUCAGGCGGCGAGGUCGGUCGUCCACAAUCCGGACAUUUCCGCCCAGAUGCUGGAGGACUGGAUCAGUGUGGAUCUAAGCGGCAUCAUCAAGCAGACGAUGUACACAAUGGAGCGAUACAGGGAGAAAGUAAUGGAAACUAUUGUAAAUCUGUGCAACGAGUUUGAACAACUCCUAGACGACCAGGCUCCACUACAGUCCUACACAGAAUGGCUGGACAGAAUGGUGGAUAGGUGUGUCGUCCAGUUUGCAAAGAACAGACCGGGUUCCUUGCGAAGAACGGCUCGUCAGUUUCUGUUGAUGUGGUCUUGUUUUUGUACCAGGAUAAUACGUGAUAUGACCCUCCACAGCUCUCCAAGCUUCGGGUCCUUCCACCUGCUUCACCUGAUGUUUGACGAUUACGUGUUGUUCCUGGUGGAGAAUCUGUACAGCCAGGAGCGGUCUAAGGACUUCCUGAGGCACAUCAAGGGGGAAAUCACGGACCUCACAGAUGACGAACCUUUGCCCGAUUACAGUGUACUAAAAGAGGCCUUUAUAGCGGCCGAGGCCAAAGCGGCUUCAAAUACAAUAACCAAAACUUCAGAGGGACUGAAAGUUGACAUUUUCAAGGAGAAUAUCGGAAUUGAGAGAGAAGUCAUUUCACCAAGAACAAGAUUUAUAGAUCCUUCGCAAGAUUUCGAAUGUACACAUCCAAUUGUUUUAAAUCCACAUUCGUCGUUUUUAAAACACGUUCGUCCUACUUUCGAAUCUACAUUUCCUUACGGAUCACACUGUCACACGGCUAAUACUCAGACGACAACCACACAAUCGAACAAUACCACAUCAAAUAACAGUUGUUUGAAUCAAGAUCAAAGUACUGAGAUGACUCGACAGGGCGCGUUUUUCAUGGAACUACAAGGCACAAGUCUUUCAGACAACUCCAACUUCACUCAACAAAAUGAAGAAUUUCCAUUUCACCAUUACUUAAGAAACCAACAACCUUUGCGAGGAAGUAUCAACCAGACUGUUGAGAGAGUCGCCAUUAACCCGGAAGUGGUGUCAAACUAUGGCUACACAACCGGGUACUGUUACGAUUACCACCCGCCCUACCUAUCUAAACAGAAACUACAGGACUGUUAAGUACUCGUCAUAUGACUCUAAUACUGAUGAAAUGCGAGAUUUUUUUAAAUGUAAAAAAAAAUUGAAAUAAAUUAAAAACGCCUGGAUGGCGAUGCGUGCGUGACUGAUUUUGAAAUAACCUAGUUAAUAAAUGAAAUAAAUCUAUACUUAACUAGUGCUUCUAAUUUUCUAAAAGUCAAAUGCUGAUUAUUAAUUGUUUGAGUUUUACAAUUAAAUAUGAUUGCCCACAUUUUCAUAGUUUUUUUUUAAAGUAAAUAAACCCGUAUUGUGUACUUAAUGUUAC
Messenger RNA from Magallana angulata, 2608 nucleotides. Its product is annotated as transcription factor RFX4-like. The transcript is spliced from 20 exons. Lineage: Eukaryota; Metazoa; Mollusca; Bivalvia; Ostreida; Ostreidae. Gene Ontology annotation, biological process: regulation of transcription by RNA polymerase II. The coding region runs from base 100 to 2325 and encodes 741 amino acids. The record is from RefSeq and is a predicted model, not a curated record. Gene Ontology annotation, molecular function: RNA polymerase II cis-regulatory region sequence-specific DNA binding; DNA-binding transcription factor activity, RNA polymerase II-specific.